Aplysia californica (California sea hare) is the source of this 4257-nucleotide messenger RNA. Its product is annotated as putative serine protease K12H4.7. The record is from RefSeq and is a predicted model, not a curated record. The transcript has 12 exons. Gene Ontology annotation, biological process: proteolysis. Gene Ontology annotation, molecular function: dipeptidyl-peptidase activity; serine-type exopeptidase activity. The coding region runs from base 327 to 1835 and encodes 502 amino acids. NCBI's taxonomy places the organism in Eukaryota, Metazoa, Mollusca, Gastropoda, Aplysiida, Aplysiidae.
UCGUCGCUCUUGGGCUCUCACGUUUUUUCAAUCCGUUUUCAAAAUAUCCCUUGUUCCUGAUAUUGUCCUAGAUAAUGACAACGUCAACUAGAUAAUAUCUACCCUGGUGAUCUCAACUUGCAGCAUUAGACCAAACCUAACGGCUGAGUACACUGACGGGCACAAGACUGCUCCGUCAUUUGAGGUUCAGAUUGAAAUCAUCUUCGAGAGUGCACUGCUAGCCUGCAAAAGGGAAGGCAGGCAAAGGCAAGAAGAAGCAGAAGAGUUUGUAAACUGCUGAGUAGUCUCUGCUGUGUAUUGUAUUAGUAGGGUCUGAAAGUCAUAGAAUGUUGUCGCGAACACUGAUUUUAGGGGCACUUUUGUUGGCCGUCGUUAUUUUUCAUGCAGAAGCCUACGUUCCUCGAAUUAUUCGGGGGAGACCAAAGGGCGGCUUCGUUGGAAUACCCGAUACUCAAUCUGCACAAAAUGGAAAUGAUCCUACGCCUCCACCUGAUCAGUGGUUUGAGCAGAAACAAGAUCACUUUGACGGUAUUAACCUACUCACUUGGAAACAAAGAUUUUUCAGUAAUGGAUCCUUUUACAAGAAAGGUGGCCCCAUGUUUGUGCAGAUCGGAGGUGAAGGGGAGGCAAACCCCAUCUGGAUGAUGGAAGGGGCAUGGGUGGAUUAUGCAAAGAAGUACAAUGCAUACUGCUUCCUGUUGGAGCAUCGUUUCUAUGGGAAAAGUCACCCCACCCCAGACAUGAGCGUGAACAACCUGAGGUAUCUCAGCAGUGAGCAGGCACUAAGUGACUUGGCGACCUUCAUCACAGCAGUAAGGAAAGAGCUGGGAGGACCAAAAGUCAUUGUCUUUGGAGGUUCUUACCCUGGCUCACUUGCUGCGUGGUUCAGAAUGAAGUAUCCCCACAUCGCCCAUGGGGCUGUGGCUUCCAGUGCUCCGCUUCUGGCUAAAAUCAACUUCUUUGAGUACAUGGAGGUCGUUGAUUCUGCUCUGAGAACUUUUGAUGCCUCCGGGACCUGCAACAAUGCUGUGGCUCAGGCCACUCAAGGUGUUCAGGAACUGAUGUCCACAUACAAAGGUCGCAGGCAGCUCAAGAGUUUGUUCCAACUUUGUGAUGACCUUGACCCCAAUAGCAAGAAAGACAUCUCCAACUUUUACUCUACGAUCGCUGGCAACUUUGAGGGAGUUGUUCAGUACAACAAGGAUAACAGAGCUUUUGAGGGAGCAGUCGGUACAAACAUCACCAUCGACACCCUGUGUGGAAUCAUGACAGACACGUCCAAGGGCUCACCUACCGAGAGAUACGCUGCGGUGAAUAGCUUGAUGCUGAAGACGUACUCUCAAAAAUGCCAAGACUUCAAGUAUGAUAAAAUGAUUGAUGAGAUGAGACAGACACAAUGGAAUAGCAGCGCUGCCGAGGGAGGUCGUCAGUGGACCUAUCAGACGUGCACCGAGUUUGCCUUCUACCAGUCCUCUGACUCAAAGAAGCAGCCAUUUGGACACGGAUUUGGGAUUCAGUUCUGGCUUGACCAGUGUUCUGAUAUCUUCGGUCCAGAGGUCAACGUCACACUUAUCCAGCAGCGUGUAGAGAGAAGCAAUGAAGACUAUGGGGCGCUGGGCAUCAGAAUCUCUCGUGUCGUUUUCCCCAACGGCUCGAUUGACCCCUGGCAUGCUCUUGGAGUCUUGAAGGACCUCGGACCCGAUGCAAAGGCUAUCUUUAUCAACGGUACUGCCCACUGUGCCAACAUGUACCCACCUACAGCUCAAGAUUUACCUGCACUGGUUGCUGCUCGGACAGAGAUUGAGACCAGCAUUGGACAGUGGUUGGCGGAUUAGACAGAGCAGCUCAAACAGUCAGUUAAUUUGUAAGCAAAUCAGAGUUUUAUUACAGGAAUGAAUGAAAAAAAAACAGUAUUCAAUUAAAUAAAUUCCACUUAAUUGAUUCUGCAGGGAAAUCUGUUUUACAUAUAAAUGUAGAUAAGUACAAAAACACAUUACUACAUAAACGCAUGAAUGACACACAAUAUCACAAACGUAGACAGUCCACACACCAUAGCUGUUUGCCACUGUGCUGUGCCGUUUUUUAAGCUAGGGUCAUGGUGUCUUGCUCAAGGACACACCUCAGUGAUUGACCACCUAAACACUGUGUUACCAACAUAGGCUUGACAUUAACUGCUCAGGCACUGAAACCCAUUCAAAGCUGCAGACACGCACGUAUAUGUUAUUAUAACUUUUAAGAAUUUUACCAACUUUAUGUUUCUUUUCUUUUUUUCAAUAUUUAAAUUUUGAGUUUCAACGAAUUAUUUCUCGAGCACUUGUGAUGAAUACUACUGAUUAAGAAACUGCAAUAAAAACAUUUUAAAGAUGUUUUUGGCUCAGAACAUCUGAACAGCUUGCUAACAAUUUGAAUUUGUUUAUGGUGGUUUCAAUGUACUACUCUGAGUUAAACAUGAUGAUUCAAAAGAGGUAAAUGUUUGUGUGUGCACUUGCCAAGAUAGUCAAGGAAUGUUGGAAAUGAUUGUUAGAAGUCUCAGAUUGUGUGUCUGCAUUGUUUAUGCAUAGUGUAGUUUAGUGGUGCAUGUAUCAGAUUCAUGUUGAUUUUGUGGGAAGUAAGUGGACACUCUAGUGUGAUUUGUUUCUUUUUUCCUAUCAAACAUUUAUUAUCCUCAUCUUUUCUCCCUCUUUUUCUUUGUUUGUUACUCUUUAGUUACCACUCUAAUCAUCGGCACUUAUAUGACCUAUUUCUGUUACAAGUGUAGUAAAAAGUUAACUACAGUCUCUUUUAAAAGGGGUAUAGCGGACGUAUUACGUCCAAUCUGUAUCAGAUCAAAGAUAAUUUUACAAUAUUAUAAUGUAUUGAAACACCAUACACAAAUCUUUAUCCCUCCUUCUUUUCUUUGCAUGUUACUCUCUAGUAAAAUGCUUAUUCUUCAACACUUCUAUAUCCUAUUUGUGUUGCAAGUGUGGUAAAACGCUUACUAAAACUAAAACACUCUAUUAACCAACACUCACAAUUAACCAUAGAACAUAACAAUAAUUUUAUGAUGUUUGUAGCUGCAGUUGUUUCAAAGGAUUUUGUUGAAUUACCUUGUUUUGAAGAAUUCUUCAAAUGUUUGUACGGUACGGAUGAACAUUGUUUUGUUCGUAUGUUUGUUUUUCUCUGUGCCAAAUGUUCUGUUUUUCAUGUUAUAAAUCUUGAAACUGCCCUCCUGUUACAGUGACUGGCUGUUAAGAACUUUAAUUGUAGGCACAGAGGUGAGGGGUUUAUCCUUGAGUGAGUAAGUGUUGAAAUUGUAGUUUGAAUGCAAGAGUCUGUCGUCUUUUACAGGCUGAGGACUAAGCAGAACAGCUUCCUCUUGACAGCUGCUGUGUGUGAUAAAUAUAUAUUAUAAUUUUUCACUGCUCUUAUCCAAUUUUGCUAUGACUAUCUGGAUUAUUUGAUCAAGGAUACUGUAAGUCUCAUGAAGAUGACCAGAUUGACCAUUCCUUCUUCAGCUGAAAGUAUUUUUCUAGGCAAUGUAACUGUGUUUCUAUUUUGGACAGAUUUACACUAUGUUAUAUGCUUCCCGUUUGUCCAUUGUAGAACUUGAAUAGAAUUUGAAAGAACAAGGGGGUUUUUUUGGUUCUUUUUUGUUUUUUGUUUUCACAUGGAUACAUCUGUUGGGGAUGUGCCAUAAGUCAAGCUUUUUGGCUUGUCCAUUAUAAUUUGUAAAUUAUCACCGUGAAUGCUGUUUAGUAGUUACAUAGAUUUAUACUUUUAAAAACUAUAAUUGCGUUUAUAUACGUUUGUCUUUGCUCUGUAGCAUGCCAUAUGCGCUUUGCAACUUAAUCGUCCCAGUACACCUCAGAAUACCCUGAAACAUUCUUCGGAGAGAACAGCCACCUAAGUGCUCAAACCAACAAACUGACAAGAUCUUUCACCGUCUGGAUACCCAUUCCCACCUGUGUAAAGUUUGAACCCAUCAUCUUUCUCUACAAGCCCAACAGCCUAAUCCCUAGACCAUCUGUAUUUUUGUUUGUGCUGCGUGAUUGUGGCUGAAAGUCAGUUUAAUAAAUGAGUGUGUGUUUUACAUUUGAAUGAAGCGCAUCCAUGCUCAUUCAUAGACUGCAUUUAUUCUGCUAGAAGAAAUACAAGGUUCCGGCACAUUGUCUUUAAACAUUAACAUUUUGUUGUUUUUUUCAGUCGUAAUUAUUUAGUUUUAAAAAUUUAAUUCAUGUUGGUUUUUUUCAUAAUAAAUUUCCUGGUCUUUGAAAGAAA